Molecule: messenger RNA, 6276 nt
Organism: Drosophila sechellia
Lineage: Eukaryota; Metazoa; Arthropoda; Insecta; Diptera; Drosophilidae
Gene: Meltrin
Product: disintegrin and metalloproteinase domain-containing protein meltrin
Exons: 8
Coding region: 671-5404 (1577 amino acids)
Biological process (GO): membrane protein ectodomain proteolysis
Molecular function (GO): metalloendopeptidase activity
Source: RefSeq, a predicted model, not a curated record
CCACCGAACGGUGAUGUCGCGUUCGCUUUCUGCUCUAACUUUUUCGCGUGCGUGUGUGCUUGUGCAUUUCUGAGUGUGUGUGUGUAAAGCGAUUGUGUCAAGAGUAAAUUAAAUUAAAGCCCCCGAAAAUAAAUGCAAAACUGGCACCGAAUUGAUAGUGCCCAACCCCGAAUAAAUGCUAUUAUGGUAAAUUAAAAUAUAGCUUGUGAAUUGCAAUAGUAACGCCUCGCAGAUUAGAAAAUUCCAAUAGGAAUAAGAAGAGAGUGAGAUAGAGAGAGGGGCUCGAAGAGCAAGAGAGAGAGCCAACAGCAGAUAGCAAAACAGAACACAAAAGCCGUUAGAUUAGUAGCUGCAAAAUCUGCUUGUGUUUGUUUUUCUUCUCCAUUUGCGCGCGUGAUAUUGUUGUUGUUCCUUAAUAGCAGCAUUAUUUAUAUUUUGCGAAUGGUGCAAAAGAGUUUUAAGAAAACCCCAUCCUGCUGGCAAUAACACCCCUCCGCACAAAUCCCAAAAUCAUAAGAUGCUGCAGGAAAUGUGAUGUCACCACAUUGGCCCCGCGGCAACAACAACAAACUUCACUAUCUCCAGCAAAAAAGCAAAUAUCGCCCUGCAUCGACAACAACAUCCACAGAGACGACAACAACAACAUAGGCUAUAUAGCAACGAUCUGAAAAUGUUGCACUUGCAUUUGUUUUUGCUACCGCUGCUGCUGCUCAACACAUGCUUGCAACAACACAUUCUGCAGCCGGCGGAAGCGACGGCGUUCCAUCAUCAGUCGGAAGGAGAAAAGCCAAAAGUACACCCCGUCCUCGACGAGUUCUCAACUUACACUGUGAUACGACCGCAGGUGGAACAUGGACGCACUAAGCGCAGCCUGCUAACCACUCUGGAUGCCACCGACGGCCUUCACACGCCGCAGAUUAGCCUGAGUUACACCCACGAGGGCAAGCGGGUCGUCGUCGACCUGCAGCGCAACGAUCUCCUCCUGCCGGACUCCCACUUCCUGCGUUACCAAAAUGCCAGCAGAGGAGCCACUCCUGGCCAUGUGGUUACCACCUUUACCAAGACUGAGGUUGAUUUAUGCCAUUAUCAGGGACACAUUCGUAGUAAACCAGAAUCUGUGGUAGCGCUCUCCACCUGUGAUGGUGCUCUGGAUGGCAUCGUAAUCGAUGGCAGGGAGACGUACUUCAUCCAUCCCCAUGUCGACGGCAGGGGGCGACUACAGGAUGACCACUAUCUGCUGAGGCAGACAGACAUGCAUCCGACGAACGCCACCUGUGGCUAUGAUAACCACAGGGACGACCACAGUCACGACUACGAAAAGGCUGAAGAGGAUAACGGACUUGGAGGAGGGAUUCCUUCACUGCCACUCCGCCUCGAUGGCGGAGAAUUCUCGGGGACCCUGCUCCGGAAGCGACGUCAGGCGGACGAUAGCAGUCAAUUGAUCCGGGGGCCUUACAAUGCCAACAAAUACUCCAGCUACGUGGAGCUGGUCAUCGUUGUGGACAAUAAGGUGUACAAAAAUUUCCAAGAGAAUACCAAGAAGGUGCACCAGUAUUGCAAGGGCAUUGCCAAUAUAAUCAAUGCGCUCUACGUCCCCUUGAAUAUAUUUGUGGCGCUGGUGGGCGUGGUGAUCUGGAACGAGAGCAACGAAAUCGAGUUCUCCAGUGACGGCGACGUGACACUGCAAAAUUUUUUGAACUACCGAAGCACCAAACUGGUGCUGGAGCAUCCCAACGAUAAUGCCCAGCUGCUGACCAAGGAGAACUUCGUCGGCGGUGUGGUGGGCAAGGCACUGAAGGGUCCCAUCUGCACGUACGAGUACUCCGGCGGAGUGAGCAUGCAGCACAGUCCUAACCCGGCAAUGGUGGCCACCACGAUGGCCCACGAGAUGGGGCACAACUUUGGGAUGGAGCACGAUACAUCGCACUGUCAUUGUCGGGAUGAGAAGUGUGUGAUGGCUGCCUCGAGUACCUCGUUUAUUCCAGUUAACUGGAGCAGCUGCAGCAUUGAUCAGCUCACGAUAGCCUUCUCGCGCGGAAUGAACUACUGCCUGAGAAACAAGCCGGAAAGGUUGUUCCAAUCACCAACUUGCGGCAAUGGUUUCGUUGAGCCUGGAGAACAGUGCGAUUGCGGAUUACCGGAGCACUGUGAAAAUGCCUGUUGCAAUGCCCACACCUGCAUGUUGCACUCAAAAAAUGCCACCUGUGCUACCGGAGAAUGCUGUGAUCUGACCACAUGUCGACCCAAAUUAGCGGGCAGUUCCUGUCGAGAGGCUGAAAACGAGUGCGAUUUACCGGAGUACUGCACCGGGGAGUCUGAGUACUGUCCGACGGAUGUCUUCCGGCGGGACACGGAACCCUGCGACGGCGGUCAAGCCUACUGCUUCCACGGCACAUGUCGAUCUCACUCCAAUCAGUGUCGAAUAUUGUGGGGACCCACGGGUGAUAACUCGGAGCAUUGCUACAACAAGAACACAGAGGGCACUCGGUUAGGAAAUUGCGGCUACAAUAGACUGAACAAGACUUUUUUGAGCUGCGAAGAGCAGCAUGUCAAUUGCGGAAUGCUCCACUGCAUCCACUUAAACGAACGACUCGAAUUCGGCAUGGAAUCGGCGGCUGUGUUGUCCCAUUCCUAUAUAAGUCACGAUCGCAAGAUUGUCGCUUGUCGCACUGCCUUGGUGGAUCUGGGUUUGCAGACCACGGAUCCCGGCCUUACGCCAAAUGGAGCCAAAUGCGGCGUGGAUAAGAUGUGUGUGGAUCAGCGUUGCCUGCCGGUGGCCACGGUUCGGCAGACGGGCAUGGGAAAGCCGUGUCCGGAGGAUUGCAAUGGCAAUGGCAUCUGCAACAGUCGAGGCCACUGCCACUGCGAUGUAGGAUUCGGCGGGGAAUCGUGCUCGAAGGCAGGAUCUGGAGGUUCCCCGGACAGUGGACCAGCCACAGAUCCAAAUGGUUCCGUGGGCUUCAAGCGAUUCCUUUACGUGCUCUUCUUCUUUGUGUUGCCCGUUGUGGCUCUCUUUUGGUUCCUCUAUCACUGCUACAAGAACGGCAUGCUGACGCGUGGAAAACUGGCAGACAAUAUGUAUGUAUCGACCUCCUCCUUCAGCACCGGCUCGAAAAAGGACACCACCAGUCCCGACAGCAGCAUCUCCACCACACUAGCACCUAAACAGACCCCUGCACGCACUGCACCACCUCCACUACCACUGCACACCAAUCGCCAGCUUUCUGGUGUUGUAACUAACACGGCUCCGGCCACCAUUACUAACAUACACUCCAUUCUGCCGCGCCGCAAGUCCAAUCCAGAUGUAGUGCAUCAGUUAAACAUUCCGCCGCCCUCUGUGCCAAAAAGCCAUAGCACCCAAGAGGUGCGACCAAAGCCGGCCACCUUGAAACCUCUAACUCUACUGCCCUCCACGCACUCAACCUCCAAUAACAACAACACUGAGUCACUUAACCAGAAUGACAAAAGCAACACGAACAACAGCACACUGAGACGCAAGCUGGAUAUCACGGCUCCGCGGCUGAAUGCCACCACAAACCCACUGGCACUCACCGAGGGUGCCCAGUUCAUACAGAGCGACCCCGCGAGCUUAAAAUCCUCUGGUGGAAGCAAACCCAUCACAACGCGAACCAAUCAAAAUGGCACAGGUCCACCGCCAAGCAAUGGUUUGUUAAAAUCCACGCCUAGCAGUACGGAUGAUAUGGAUUCGGCACUAUUAAAAUCACCAAGCGACUCCACACCGUCAGCUGGACUAUUUGGCAAAUUCGAUGGCUUCACUCUGCGACCACUGAACGAUGCAUCUUCACCAGCAAGCAACUACAGCGGACCGAAUGUGGCCUUUGUGCAGCCCACUGUGCAGCAGGAUGGACCGCAGCGGAUGGCCCCACCACCGCCAGUAGUAAAGCCGGGAACGGCUCCCAUUCAUCCGCCAUCCCCGAAACCAGAAGCCACUUGGGUGAGGCCAGCGCCUGCUUUGCCACCACCCAAUCCCGGCUCAACGGCACGUCCCAUUAUCUCACCACCCAAACUGGAUUCUAGUACAUUAACCAUGGUGCCACUCAAGGACAGCACAGAAGAUCUCUCGCCCAGUCGAUCUGCUCCUCCAGUUCCUCUACACGCUGAUCCCAAGCUAAAUGUUAAACGAGAUGGUACCAUACGUCGAUUUGCUUCGUUUCUGAAGAAGGAGGAGAAACCACCACUAAAAGAGAAGACCUACAUCGAUCGGGAGCGGCUGCGAACCCUGGAAAUUUCCGCCCCUAUGCCUGUGCCCGCUGCUCCCCAAGCCGAAUCAUCCAAUUCCGAUUCGGAGACCACUCCCCGCGAAGAGGAAACCCAGAAUCUGGUAAAACGCGCACAAUCCAUGCGUUCGCCCACCAAAAAGACUCCUUUACAGAGUUUUGGAUCCAUGCGCUCUCCACCGGGACUGCCACGCCCGAAGAGUGGACAGGUGAAUAGCAAUGGCGCCUCAAGACCCAAGUCGCCACCUCCAAGGCCACCACCUGUGGUGGUCAAGAAAACAAACUCCAUCAGUUCAUCGGGCUAUCAGAGGCCGGUUUCCACUGCCCAGAGAUCUGUGGAGAAUACCUAUGACGAUUGCGAAUUUGUGGAGAAUGAAGUGCGAGCCUCGAACGACGACAUUUACUCCGUAAUUGAUGAGAUUCCGCCAGCGGCACAGACCCUCAAGCGGAGCGAUUUGGUGGCCAACAGGGCGAGUAAUGGCAGCGAUAUGGGAUUGCUGAAUGAAAUAGUGAAUGAACUAGAAAAGAUCAACGGGGAUUCCAUAUACUCAGGAAAGCCCGUUGCUGCAGCAGCAUCAGCAACUCAACCACCACCCGCAGAUCCCCCAAAAAAUCCACAGCGUCCUGCUCCACCGAAGCCAGCGAGCAGUGUGCUGGAGGAAAAGGCAGCUAAUGCAUCUGCAAGCACAUAUCACCGCCCGCCGCCAGCCAAUGCGCCCGUGGCUCGGGUUAAGCCCACUGUGGCGGACAAAUCACAGGCGCAGGCCCAGCCCAGCAUGUCCAGCUUUAAGCCGGCGGCGGCCGGGGGAAACGGCGGUCAGUCGCAGCCAGCGCCAGUAGUCCAGCUGGCCAAACGGAGCAGCAGCGGCAGCAUAAGCGGAGUAGCCAAUUCCGCCCGUCCCAAAUCCUUUAUGAAGAGCACAACGAAAACACUGCCCAAUGGAACGGCUGGAGCGUCGGCCACAGCGCCCUCGGCCACCAUUCAAAAGCCCAAACCGCUGUCAGCAAAGCCAUCCUUUAGCGGCGGUGGAGCGGGAGGAGUACUGGGAAAGCGGGCGAAUGGCGGAGCAGCGCCCACGCCACCCACUGUAAAGGCUGCGACAUUGGCGGUGGCGAAUAAGUCCAGCAUUGCAUCGCUGGCACAGCGAUUCGAGCAGAGCAAGUAGACUUAGGAACACUAAGAUAUCGGGCUUGACCAUGAGCAUAGCAUGAAAUAUGUAUUUGAAAAGGGAAGGAUGAUAGGGUGUAGGUUGAUCCAUAUGAACUGAUCAUCCUUACGAAGUUUUAAAAGUGUAAUUAUAGUUCAUUGAUAGUUUAGACAUGUUAUAGCAAAGCAAAGUUCUUAAACAUUAUCGUACCACCUAGUGACCCCCAUUUUAUUCAAGGCAUCCGUACAGUGAAUUUCUUAAAGUUUUCAAAAACAUGCCUGUGUGUGAAAGUAGUAUUCUUCGCCGUUUUGUGAUUCUUGGCUAUGCUCUUGGUCUGUCUAAAUCGCCACUCUGCGUGGAAUUGACUUAAGUUUUAGUUAAGUUACGAUUUAAUUUCAUCUGGCACUGACUAUGACUACGACUGCGUCGUCUUUGAUAUUCAUUCCUUUACCAAUGCCCCACUAGUUAGACGUAAGGCGUUGCUUAACUCAUGUGCUAAGUAUGUAUGUAUCUCAAUGGUUAAUGUUUAAGCGCUGCAUGUGAAGUUUUAUUUUAGCACCUAACGAUAGCUGCGUAUCUGUAUCUAUACUAUACUCUACGGUAAUCCCCUGUAUUUAUGUACAAGUAUGUUUAUAUACAAUAUGCUUUUGUAAAUAAAAACCAAAGAAGUUAAAUUGUCACAACAAAUGCGCCGCCUCGAAUUAAUUAAAGUAAAAAGUGUUGUAUAGCUGGGGUAUAUUGAAAACGUAAUUAAAAGAGCCAUUCAGUAGCGAAAUCAAUUUAAAUUGUCUCAAUGUUGCAAGGAAUAUGUUACACCCCAUAUGUAAGAACAAUAUCAAAUGUGUAUAGAACCGAAGUUAUGUUAAAAUAUAUGUUUAACUCAAUUGAAA